CGUGACUGUCUCAUUCUCGGCCUUCAAGUGAGCAACUUAAAGUUCCUUGUACAUAGACGGUGAUCAUUUGCUGAUAUGGGCGUAGCGCCUCCUCUCGCUGCUGCUCUUGCGCGUAUGUCUAUACGAACUUCAACCGAGAUCCAAGCUGCCUGUAUUCCUCCCCUUCUCGCAGGGAGAGAUUGCAUAGGAAAUGCAAAGACUGGCUCUGGGAAAACCAUAGCAUUUGCAAUCCCAAUCUUGCAGAAGUUGUCUGAGGAUCCAUAUGGGAUAUUCGCACUAGUACUGACACCUACGAGGGAACUGGCAUUUCAGAUAUCUGAACAAUUUGCGUCUGUCGUUGUCGGUGGCAUGGAUAUGAUGACACAAGCUUUAGAACUGGGCGGCCAUCCCCAUGUUGUAGUAGCCACACCCGGGCGUAUCGUUGAUCACUUGCGGAGUAGUAACGGCGAAUGGAAUUUGUCUCGUGUCAAGUUUCUUGUAUUGGAUGAAGCAGAUCGCCUUCUUACACCGACCUUUUCCCCUGAACUCAAAUUUUUGUUCGAGACUCUCCCAAGUGAUCGGCAAACUUGUCUUUUUACUGCUACCCUGACACCAGCAAUUGAGUCCUUGGUUGAAGCCCCGCCGAGAUCUGGAAAGGCGAAACCUUUCGUGCAUAGAACAUUAUCAACUGUUGAAACAGUCACGACGCUAAAGCAACAUUACGUCCUGGUUCCUUCGCACGUGCGCGAGCCAUAUCUUUACCAUAUACUCUGUAAUCCUCCGGAAAGUAUCGCAUCACUCCGGAGGGCAACCCCAGAAUCAAUUAAACAGGGAAAACCCAGAGGAAAUCCAAGACACCGGGGAAAGACCAGAGCAUCGCGAAAACCCGGUCCGGAUGAGGAGGGUAUACCCAUCCAACCACCACCUACCAUCAUUUUCUGCACGAAGCCUCGGACAGCUGCUUAUCUUACUCAUCUACUUCAGACCUUGUCUAUUCGCAGCACCGCGCUACAUUCAAGAUUGACGCAACGCGAACGGUUGACGUCACUGUCACUUUUUCGGUCCUCUUUCAUUCCGGUUCUUGUAUCAACAGAUGUUGGCGCCCGUGGUUUGGACAUUGAGGACGUGGCAAUGGUCAUCAACUGGGACUUGCCAAAUGAGCCCGAAGAAUACACUCACCGAGUUGGUAGAACUGCACGCGCUGGUAAAGGUGGUGUUGCUGUUAGUUUUGUGACCGAAAAGGAUGAGGAGCGGGUAUCACGAAUAGAAGCACGGAUUGAAAAAUUGAAUGCCGUAUCCACAGCGAAAAGGCUAGCAAAUAUGGAAUUACAUGAUUCAAACUUUGGCCAACGAGAAGAAAUACAUAAACUGAAGUCUAAGAGAAAGCGGAUGCAUGAUUGAUCGCUGUAUUCACCCCGGCUGACAGCGCGGUCAAAGUUGUGAACCUGUGUCCGUAAUACUUUUCCCACUCCACGGCAACCUCGGAUGCUUGGUCUCGUCUCACUUCUGGAAAUAGGAGUUGGAAGCAGACCGGAAGCACCCGGAGUUCGCUCUCGAUCCGUAGCAGCUCAAAUACUGCGGAAUAGAAUAUAAUAAAAAGUGACCAAUUAAGG
Messenger RNA from Suillus subaureus, 1592 nucleotides. RefSeq names its product DEAD-domain-containing protein. Gene Ontology annotation, molecular function: ATP binding; nucleic acid binding. The transcript has 9 exons. Lineage: Eukaryota; Fungi; Basidiomycota; Agaricomycetes; Boletales; Suillaceae. The record is from RefSeq and is a predicted model, not a curated record. Bases 76 to 1380 code for a protein of 434 amino acids.